GCUGAAAAGAACCAACUAAAACAAUAUGGAUGCCUAAGAAAAUUAUAAUUUUCAAUGCAAAAUGUUUCGGGCAUUAUAUAAAUACUCGGCAAGUACGAAGAACUUUGACUUGUCUUUUGAGGCAGGCGACCAAUUCACUGACCUAGAAAAACCGGAGAAGGGCUGGCUAUUCGUGCAGAACGGUUUUGGCGAAAUUGGCUAUGUGCCUGCAAGUUACGUUGAAAGAGAAGAUACAACAACUUUGGCUGAGAUACUGAGUUCCAUAGAUAGAGCAAUACAGAACAUCCAUUAUCAAGCCGCUGCCUCAGGCACCUACACACACACACAGCGGGAUAACCUCCAUAAACUAGGAGUGCACAGGGAUCAUGUUUUGAAGGAGCAUGGACCCCAGGCCAACCCCGAGCAUUACCUGUUAGAGACGGACAGUAGCUCGGAGACGUCGAGUCACCACAGCGAGCAUAGUGAGCACAGCACUCCAGAAAAACAUCACCACCUACUUGAUUUUCAUAUCAAGAAGAAGCACAGACCAGCCCCCCCUCCCCCCUCAGUGCCUGUGGAUCAGUCUCCCUGGACCCCCGAGGCUCAGGACCCCUGGCCCCACCACACUGGUAAAUCUCACGCUUCACAGGAGUCCCUCAAACACAGGGGUUCUCACUCUACAGCAGACUCAGCCAAGCAUUCCAGCCCCCACUCUUCUUCAGACUCACUCAAGCAUAAAGGUAGCCACUCCUCUCAAGAUUCACUCAAGAAGAAAGCAGCUCACACCACAAAACACACAUCGCCGCAUCACUCAACAAGUGUGGAUGAGAAGGACAAUGGUUGGGUGCAUGUGGAGGACACAGAAACCAAGCACCUGCUUGAGCCAGGGCGACAGAACGUAGGUGGUGAGGGUGCUUCCCUUGGGGUCCACAGUGACAGUGCUAUGUCCUCGGACAACUCCAAUCUGUUGUCAGUGUCAGACAACAAGAUGUUGAAGUCAGAGAGUGUGAUAUCCCUGUCCUCCCGCCUCUCUCUGUCCAACAGUCCAGUCAAACAGCUGGACAGACCCACAAUGAUCAACAUCAGCACCAUCCCCCUCCCCUCCAACCUGGCCACUGAGCUGGUGGGGGAGGUGAGGCGCCACACCAAGCUAAGCUACGACAAGUCAUGCCUGGCAGUGGAGGUGGUGCUCACUCACAUUGCCAACAAGAUGCCACAAACUGCCGGACUGAUGGAGAAAAUCCUGUGUACAUUCCAAGAGGUCAGUACAGCAUCAGAGGAUGACCUGAGUCACGACCACGUGAGGAUCAAGGAGCUACUUGACAAGAUCACCGAGUGUAAAGAGGACUCGCAGCAGAGGAGCUGGGCCCUCCACGAGGACCAGCACACUAUCUUAUCAGUCCUCGAGGAGCUGUUAUCCAUCUUGGAAAAUGCCAAGGCCUCAACCUGCCGCCAUGCUGUAGCCUCGGAUGGCUAUGAUUGUAUCCAUAGCUUGGUGCAGUAUUAUCAAAUGGAGGUUCGCCUGCCUUUAAGGUUGUCCCUCCUGAAGGUGUUUGGAGCUCUCUGUGGCCUGGAGUCCUCAGUUAUCUCCCAUCUCCUGUACUCCAUCCUUCCACUGGAGCUGGUGUCUGAGAUACGCCAUCAUAACCAGGAGCCUCAGAGACUGAGUUAUGUAACUUUGGUCCUGACCAUGAUCUUCUGUACCGCAGAACCAAUACCCUCCAAUCUACAAGAGACUGUUGAUGAGGAAUUUCUGGACAAGGUUCUGGAUAUGAUAGAAAACCCAGCCUCAAUGGACCAUGACGACCAGUGUACCGACCCCUUGGUGAACCUCUUACUGGCCUAUAACCUUCACUUCCCUUUCCAGGAGAGCAACGACAUCAUGUCUGUCCUAGCGAAAAAGGGGACUGUAAAAGUCUUCACUGAAAAGUUACUGGAAAUCUUCAAUAAAGGAGAGGACCCAGUGAAGAUGUUCGAGCACCAGUCUUAUCCAGUUCAGUCCCAGGUCAAGUUUAUGAUUGACAUGUUCAGUCACCCAGGCACCGCCUCCCUGCUGUACGUCAAUGACGCCAAGGUGUUGAUAGAUAUUCUUAUCAGAAAUCUGACAGACCUACAGCCUGGCGACAAGAUGCGUUCCUCCAUCUUGAUCCUGGUGAAGCUUCUUCUACAGAACUCGGACUACUUUGAACACCAGCACCGAAUGACAGAACUGUGUGAGUGUGUGCUGACCAUUAAUAAAGAGGAAGAGGAAGUGACGGCCCAGGACAGGAAGGAAGCAGAGGUCAUCCUGAAGGAACUCAACAAAAACAUGAAGACUAAAGAGAAGGUUAACUACUCAUGUAAGUGAAAGUGUAGAAGAAUGUUUAAGUACACAGAAGAAGAAAAAGGAAGUUUAAAAUAACAGAAGAGGAAGGAAGUUUACCAGACAUAUGAAGAGGGAAAACAGACGUAUGAACAUCAAGGAAUUUCAAAUUCAUCUGUAACAUUAAGUUUGAAUUUAGGAAAGUAUGAACAGGAUUAUAAGUAAAGGCAUUCAUGAGGAAUAAAGGAAGAACUUAAUAGGUAAUAAAAGAACAACCUGACACACAUCUAAAGAGGAAAUAACUAUGUAUUCACAUGAAGAAUGAAGAUUUAAAAAUUUAGAGCUGCAUGCAUGGUUAAUUGUCAAGAUACUAGAUGUAGUUGUAUUUAUUUCUGGUUUCUAUGUUUUGCAUCUAAAUCAUUGUCAACACAUAUUUACUUAAUUAAAGAGAGAGGGGAGUGAGAGGAAAAAUGUACUCUGAGUUAUAUUUGUGAGUUUUGGCUCUGUUUUAUUAUCUUGAUAUUUUUGCAAGAAAUUUAUGGACGAAUUGUUGUAGCCUUUUAAGGCAGUAUUAUAAGAAACUUGUACAUUUGUUUGUGAAGUGCCAUAUCUAUCUUUGUUAGUGUUUGGGGAACAUUCAAUGUUGUCAGUAGUUUUUAGGAUUAUUUUUUUCUGCUUUAUUUGCUUGUGUGAAAGUACAUUCGACUGUGGCUUUCUGAAAACACUCUGUGAAAUUUCCAAGAACUUUGACUUAUUCACUAAAUAUACACAAUUAAUAUUUUUGAAUUGCAGAAAAUGUUUUACUUUUUGUUAGACAUCAAAACAUGGUACCUUGUGACUAUGCAGUAUACUCUUUAAGAAAAAGCAGAAAUUGCAGGCAUGUAAAAGAAAAAGCAGAAAUUGCAGGCAUGUAAAAUUUUUUUUGAUUAUUUGUACAGUAUUAGCAAGUUAGCUAAUUAGCAGGGUGCUUAGGUUAACCCAUAUUAGUAGAAGGGCAGUUGCUUGCUAAAAUUUUAACCACUGAAUUUUUACCAUGUAAAGUUAUGGAACAUGUCUUUUAAUAAAAUUCUGCCAAAAGUUUUCUAUUCUGUAUCAAAAGGUGCAAGUAACAGUCUGCAUUAGUAUUACAUAUUCAUUAAACAAUAUUCUUGUAGAUAU
Magallana angulata is the source of this 3439-nucleotide messenger RNA. Its product is annotated as NCK-interacting protein with SH3 domain-like. The transcript has 11 exons. Gene Ontology annotation, biological process: endocytosis. NCBI's taxonomy places the organism in Eukaryota, Metazoa, Mollusca, Bivalvia, Ostreida, Ostreidae. Gene Ontology annotation, molecular function: Arp2/3 complex binding; protein binding. The coding region runs from base 62 to 2326 and encodes 754 amino acids. The record is from RefSeq and is a predicted model, not a curated record.